AUGAGCAGGCGCUGCCCGCCGGGCGCCGCCUGGCUGCUGCGGGGGCUCGCCGGCCCCGCCGCCCGCUGCCUGGGCAGGAGCAUGAGCCUCUGCGGCGCUCCGGCCGCCUGCGCCGCGGGGCCUGCGGCCGGCGGCGGCGGCGGCGCGGGCUUCUCGUCGCGGCGGAGCCCGCCGUGGCUGCGGCUGCCCGAGGUGCCGGGCGCCGAGGCGCACCGCGCCAACGAGCUGCUGCUGCUGCUGCCGCCGGCGCGGCGCGGCCCCGAGCCGCCGCAGCACCACGUCGUCUACUUCCCGGGGGACGUGCAGAACUAUCAUGAUGUCAUGUCAUGCCACCCAGAAAACUUUCAGUGGGAGCACUGGAGUUUUGAAAAUGUUGCUACCAUACUUGCUCAUCGAUUUCCUAAUAGCUUCAUUUGGGUUGUAAAGUGUUCUCGAAUGCACCUGCACAAAUUCAGUUGUUAUGACAACUUUGUGGCAAGCAACAUGUUUGGAGCACCAGAGCAUAGCACCGACUUUGGAGCUUUCAGGCAUCUUCAUGCAUUGCUAGUUAAUGCAUUCAGACUUGCUCAGAACAUGCUGUUGUCGCAGAAGAGCACGUAUGGUUUCAACAAGGAUGCAAAGAUAGCUGCUUGUAAAUCGCAGCCGCAGUCUGAUCCUACAACGAAUGACUGUUUGUCCACAGAAAGAGAGAGAGACUAUGAAUACUCUAAUAAUUCUGCUGUGAACUUCAUUAUACCAUCUGCUGUAGAUGCAGUGUCAUUUACUUUGAUUGGCUUCAGUAAAGGUUGUGUGGUUUUGAACCAGCUGCUGUAUGAGCUGAAGGAAGCUAAAAAAGACAAGAAUACAGAUGCCUUCUUAAAAAACAUAAAAGCAAUCUACUGGUUGGAUGGUGGUCACUCUGGAGGAAGCAAUACUUGGGUUAAUUACCCUGAAGUGCUGAAAGAACUUGCACAAACAGGAAUUGAAGUUCAUGCUCACGUUACACCGUACCAGGUGUUUGAUACAAUGAGAUCAUGGAUUGGGAGAGAGCAUGAGAAAUUUGUACAGAUACUUGAAGAAUUGGGUGUAGAAAUAGAUGAUCAACUACAUUUUGCAGAUGAAGUUCCCUCCUUAGAUAACCAUUUCAGAGUUCAUGAAGUAUUUUGAGACUGUAUAUAUCUCUGUAUUCAUUGCAAAAGCACUUUUGACGCUGUAAAAUCUUGAUCUUACAACUUUGAACGGACACUCUCUGAAGAGUAAUACUGAAUCAGUCUUGUGUUCUUAGUAGAUACUGUAUAUAAAUUUCAGUGGCUUAAAAGGGGGGAUGGAAAUCCCAUAUCUAGAGCAGAUGAAGUCAUUUGCUUCCUGGCAAAACUGUUAUGAAGAAUUAUGUGAACAUUUAUCUCAAACUGUUGGCAAAAUUUUUAGCCCUGGAUGUCCGAAGUAAUAUACUGCCUUUAACAGGAGUUAAAAAGUACUGAAGAUUUUCAGAUGUCUGUAUACUUCUAUUAACAAGCUUCCAGGUCUGAAAAACUUGGUUUUUGUCAGUAACAGAAAAAGCAGUAGUUUUUUGGCUUAGAGAAAAUGAUGAUUGUUGGAGCAAUCUUAGUUAUACAUUGUUGAAAAGUGUUUUAAUUAGGUAACUUAAUCUUCUAGUUUUGUAACAUUUCUUCUAUUAAAAGAAGGUCACCAAUAUUUACUUUUGGAAUAAUAGUGCCAAUUUGCUUUUGUUCCCUGUUAAAACUUUGCUUUUUCUGUGGCUAUAAAAUUUCAUUAACUCAUUGCUUAGUAUCUGAUAAUGAAUAGCCUUUUUAUCUGGAACUUGAAAAUUUUGAUAUAGCUAUGAAGUCACCAAGAAUAUUCAUAAGGGUGUAGUUUAUUGCUGUUUCAGCAUAUUGCUCUUGCUUUGACUAACUUCUGUAAGGACUGGAAGUAAUUACAUGUAUUUGCAAUUUGAA
Molecule: messenger RNA, 1937 nt
Organism: Rhea pennata
Lineage: Eukaryota; Metazoa; Chordata; Aves; Rheiformes; Rheidae
Gene: C6H2orf69
Product: chromosome 6 C2orf69 homolog
Exons: 2
Coding region: 1-1146 (381 amino acids)
Cellular component (GO): mitochondrion
Source: RefSeq, a predicted model, not a curated record